UCACUGUCUCUCUUCUCCUUCUCAGUAGUUAUUUUAUAAUAACUGCCACUGUGGACAUUCUUAUGCAUCUUUCCCACGUACAUGUGUAGUCUCUUGAAGAUGUGUCUAAAAGUGAGUGGAACUGCUAGGGCAAAGUGUGUGCAGGAGAAUGGAAGGUUCUUAACCAAGAUAAAUGACUUCUGAAACAGUCAUGUGGUAUUUUCACAUGUGACUCCUUACUUUAUACUUUCCACAACCAUUGUUACAUCCUAAUAGAACCUGGGAGGCACUUGUAUUUCUGCAAUAAAAUGGGCUAAGUGGGCUUUAUUCCACAGAGCCAAAUAUUAUACACCAUAAUUGGCAGGUAGCUAUGAAGACAGCCCACCUAAGCCCCAGACUAACAUUUGGCUAUGGCUGUAUAUGAAAGAGAAAUGGUGGGGAUCCUUGGUUACUGAAUCAAGGGCUUUCCAUUGAAGAGCCCUCAACAACAAACCAUGCUCUGACAGGAAAAGGUCACCUUCAAUCUGGAGCUCUGAGCCAGAGCUGAGACCCCGGAACCCUGUGGGACACUGUCUCUGGCCACCAUUACUUCCCCAAAUGAGUUAGUUGCCUCUGGGCCUCAGUGUCCAUAUCUAUAAAAUAAAUUUGAACUAAAUGACUGCCAGACCUCUGCCAUCAUGGGUCACAUGCAUGCUCCCAGGAAGGGCCUGUCCCAGUCGGUGCUGACCUACCACCGUAGUGUCCCCACGUGGCUGAAGCUGACGUCUCACGACGUGAAGGAACAAAUUUACAAACUGGCCAAGAAAGGCCUGACUCCCUCCCAAAUAGGUGUGAUCCUGAGGGACCCGCAUGGUGUGGUGCAGGUCCGUUUUGUGACUAGUAAUAAAAUCCUGAGAAUCCUUCAGUCGAAAGGCCUUGCCCCUGACCUCCCUGAGGAUCUGUACCAUUUGAUUAAGAAAGCGGUGGCUGUCCAAAAACAUCUUGAGAGGAACAGACAGGAUAAGGAUGCUAAAUUCCGCCUGAUUCUGAUAGAGAGCAGAAUUCACCGGCUGGCUCGUUACUAUAAGACGAAGCGGGUCCUCCCACCCAAUUGGAAAUAUGAGUCAGCCACAGCCUCUGCUCUAGUGGCAUAAAUUCUUGUGUACACAGCAAUAAAAUCACUUUGAAUAAAAAAAA
Messenger RNA from Peromyscus maniculatus bairdii (prairie deer mouse), 1155 nucleotides. NCBI's taxonomy places the organism in Eukaryota, Metazoa, Chordata, Mammalia, Rodentia, Cricetidae. The record is from RefSeq and is a predicted model, not a curated record.